AUGAAUCCCGAGUUCGGCACCUCGACCAUCGUCGCAACAGUCGGGCUCUCAACAUUCGUACUGGGCAUCGGAACAGGACCGCUACUCACCGGGCCUUUAAGUGAACACUACGGACGACGACCAAUAUACCUAGUUGCAUGGUCUCUCUUCAUCAUCUGGACCGUCCCAUCCGCUGUCGGAACGAACAUCGAAACACUCAUCAUCGGCCGCUUCUUCCAGGGGUUUGUAGGGGGUACAUUCCUCUCUGUCGCUGGGGGCACUGUAGGCGAUAUCUUUGCGAAAGACGAGAUCCAGAAACCGAUGACUUUGGUCUCGCUGGCGCCGUUCGUUGGACCCUCGUCUGGGCCCGUGAUUGGGGGGUUUAUUAACUAUUAUGCCCACUGGAGGUGGACGUACUAUGUCCUGAUUAUCUGGGCUGUUGGGCUACUGGUAGCGAUUAUUUUCUUUGCGCCGGAGACUCGGUUUCCAGAUAAACACAGGACAGAAAAAGAGGUGCGAAAGGCCAGUCACCCUGGAAAGGCUUUGCGGAUUGCCCUCCUCCGUCCAUUCCAGAUGCUCGCCCUCGAACCGAUGUGUCUCUGUCUAGACCUCUACUCCGCCAUCCUCCUCGGCAUCUUGUACCUCUUUUUCGGCGCCUUCCCGCUCGUGUUUAAAACAACUCAUGAGAUGAACCUAUGGCAGGCGGGUCUUACGUUCCUGGGUAUAAUAAUAGGAAUGGUACUCGGUGCCGCGAUGAGUCCGGUAUGGGUGAGGGUUCGUCAGCGACUCACGGAUAGAUCCCAGGUGAAGGAUCCAACGCAGGCGAGGAGAACCGAGCCUGAGUAUCAGCUUCCGCCGGCGAUAUUGGGUGGGGUUCUUAUACCGAUUGGACUGUUCUGGUUUGGGUGGACGACGUAUGCCGAUGUGCAUUGGAUUGUGCCGGUUAUUGGGUCUGGCUUUUUUGGGUGUGGGAUGCUGCUGGUUUAUUCUGGGGUUUUUACGUUUUUUGUUGACGCGUACACGCAAUAUGCUGCUUCAGCAUUGGCAGGAAAUGGAUUCGUUAGAUGUUCCUUCGCAGCUGCGUUCCCAUUAUUCGGCAACCAGAUGUAUGAGAAACUAGGGUACCAGUGGGCGAGCAGUCUGCUGGCCUUUCUCACGGUCGCCAUGAUGCCGUUUCCUUGGCUUUUCUUUAGGUAUGGCAAAGCUCUCAGGAAGAGGAGCAGGUUUGCUGUUGAGACUUGA
Molecule: messenger RNA, 1221 nt
Organism: Aspergillus puulaauensis
Lineage: Eukaryota; Fungi; Ascomycota; Eurotiomycetes; Eurotiales; Aspergillaceae
Product: MFS transporter
Exons: 4
Coding region: 1-1221 (406 amino acids)
Biological process (GO): transmembrane transport
Cellular component (GO): membrane
Molecular function (GO): transmembrane transporter activity
Source: RefSeq, a predicted model, not a curated record